Bactrocera tryoni is the source of this 1306-nucleotide messenger RNA. RefSeq names its product serine protease snake-like. The record is from RefSeq and is a predicted model, not a curated record. The coding region runs from base 294 to 1169 and encodes 291 amino acids. Gene Ontology annotation, biological process: proteolysis. Gene Ontology annotation, molecular function: serine-type endopeptidase activity. The transcript has 8 exons. NCBI's taxonomy places the organism in Eukaryota, Metazoa, Arthropoda, Insecta, Diptera, Tephritidae.
UGCGACUGUUGACAACUUUGAAUACUACUUUGAUAUAGACUGAAACGGUUUUGAAAUGCUUAAAAUUACAGUGUUGGUUUUGAUUUGGGCUGCGGUAGAGGCUAAAGGUGUGAAGUUAGCAAAAAGUUUAACGAAACAAUUUGAAAUUGUGUGCUUUACAGCAAACAAAGAUAAUACUGAAUGGGAACCUCCAUUGAAUUGCACUGCCGGCGCGCAUAACAUUCCCAAAGGAUCACACUUUCGACAACAAUUGCACUUUACCGAAUGGCCAGCAGGGCGUCUGCCGAAAAUUUAUGGACUGUGGCACUGCAGUGCCUGAGAGAAAUGAGAAACCAAAAACAUGUUAUUUUGAAGGCGCAGAGCAAUUUGUUUGUUGUCGUGUGCCAAGGCCAUCAGAAUUAGCUUGUUCUGAAUACUAUUACCCACGAGAAGAAGUAAUUAAUGGUUUGGUAACGGCGCCUAAUGAAUUUCCUUACAUGGUCGCUCUUGGCUGGAAUACAACCAAACCAAACGUUUAUGAGUACAAAUGUGGUGCGGCCUUGAUCAGCUAUGACUGGGUUGUAACCGCUGCGCAUUGUACCAGCGUCGGCGGCCAAGAGCCGGCUGUCGUUCUAGCAGGUGGUGUCGAGUUGACAAGUACCAGAUUCCCACCAACGCCAAUCGAAAAUAUUAUUAUACAUCCGAAGUAUGAACCCAAAAUAUCGUACCAUGACAUAGCGCUCAUCAAACUGACUGAUGCACCACAUGAGACCGAGCCAGCCUGUAUUGGUGAUCAUUUACCGUUAAUUAGUCAAAAUGCAACUGCUGUGGGAUAUGGACACACCGUUUUCGGCGGCAAACCAUCCGAUCAGCUGCUCAAAGCGUAUUUGCAAACAAUUGAAACAGUUCUCUGCCAAUUCUUUUUCACUGAUCAAGAUGCGCUGCCAAAUGGGCUGUUGGAUACACAUUUGUGUGCAAAAGAUUUGCAAUUCAAUAGAGACACCUGUCAAGGCGACUCUGGCGGUCCGUUGGUUUUGAAGGGGAAAGCGGAAUCUUUUGUGAUUGGUGUCACCUCGUUUGGUUUGGGCUGCGCCACAGAUGCGCCGGGGAUUUAUACGAAUGUGGCAAAAUAUUUGGAUUGGAUUGAACCCAUCCUAUGGCCACAUUUUACUAGAAAGAAUGAGGGCUAAGCGCACUUACGGGUAGAGCUUAUGAGGAAGAAGUAAAUGUGGAAAUCUAUGAUUAAAAGAAAUCUAAUACACUUUUUUGUGAGAUUAUUUCGAUAAAUAUACCAUAAUUAACAAUAUUAUUAAAAUAUUUAAACAUA